UAUAAGUCUUUUGUUGCAUCCAGCAAAACCCUUUUCGCUAUCCCUCGAUGAGAGUGGUCUGAUCCCGUUUCGAAGUAUAAACAAAGCGGCAACACUUCGACGGGGAAAGGGUUUUCAAAGAGAGACCUCUUCCUGUUUCAAAGGAGAACAGGAUCCUAACGCUUUUCCCAUCCAUUACCUUCAAUGGCGGCGAUGAUGAACCCUUACGAUCCCAGAUACACGGAUCCCAACUCCUAUAGGGAGAGACGAAGUGGCCUAAUGGCUCCGCAGCAACCAAUAGCACCCUCCAUGAUGGGCGGAAUAGGUGCUGGCGCUUCCCAGAAUGUCGGCAGUGCUGGACCGCUCUCUUACGGAAGAUCACCUUCAGCUUUCGGUGGCGGAAGGGGAGGUGGAGGUGUUGGGGCUGCCGGCGGCGGACCCGGACCGGGUAACUUUAAUGGGUACCCGCCCUUUCAACCUGACGUCGGGAGAGGGUUUGACAUUGGCCGAGGUAGUGGAGGAAGGGGUUUCAGUACAGGGAGAGGCGGCGGUGGCGGUAGAGGUGGUGGUGGAAGGGGCGGAGGUGGAGAACGUGGCGGUAGAGUAUCCAUUCCAGACCGUAGCGGCAGAAUAUAUACUGGAGACCGUGGUGGCAGUAGCGUCAGAGGAGGCAGAGAUGUAGGACGCGGACGUGGUAGUAUAAGGGGUCGUGAAGGUGGGCAUCGUGGUGGUGGCAGCUUUGGUGGUAGAGGUUUUGAUGCCGGUCGUGGCGGAGGUAGGGCGAGCAGCGGUCGUGGUGGCGGUCGGAGUUUUGACUCCGGCCGUGGUGGAGGUAGAGGUAGAGAUGGUGGAAAGUCUAGAGGGGAGUUGAACAGCAUUGCUCUUCCGAAGCAGGAUUUUGGAGACUUGGUACCAUUUGAGAAGAAUUUUUACGUGGAAAGCCCUUCGGUUCAGGCAAUGACGGAGCAAGAGGUUGCGCUUUACCGAGCAAGGCGUGAGAUUACAGUUGAAGGCUAUGAUGUCCCAAAGCCGAUCAGACUAUUUCCAGAGGCAAACCUUCCGGCGUACUGCCUCGAGGUGAUGGCUAAAUUAGGGUUUGUUGAACCCACGCCCAUUCAAUCGCAAGGAUGGCCUAUGGCUUUAAAAGGUAGAGAUUUGAUUGGUAUUGCGGAGACGGGUUCUGGGAAAACAUUGGCAUAUCUGAUGCCUGCGUUAAUACAUGUUAGUGCGCAGCCCCGACUGGUACGUGGUGAAGGACCCAUCGUACUGGUCUUAGCACCUACAAGAGAAUUGGCUGUUCAGAUACAACAAGAAGUUGCCAAAUUUGGGUCACGUACCAAUGUCAGAAGUACUUGCAUAUACGGUGGUGCCCCCAAGGGACCACAGAUUCGUGAUCUCCAAUCAGGGGUUGAGAUUGUCAUUGCAACACCUGGUCGAUUGAUUGAUAUGCUGGAAGCUCAGCAUACAAAUUUGCGGAGAGUAACAUACCUAGUUUUGGAUGAGGCUGACCGAAUGUUAGAUAUGGGUUUUGAACCACAGAUCAGGAAAAUUGUAUCCCAGAUUCGGCCAGAUAGACAGACAUUAUAUUGGAGUGCCACGUGGCCCAGGGAGGUGGAAGCAUUGGCAAGGCAGUUCUUACGGAAUCCCUACAAGGUAAUCAUUGGAUCUGCGGAUUUGAAGGCGAAUCAUUCUAUUAACCAGGUAGUCGAAGUUAUGCCGGAGAUGGAGAAGUAUAAUAGGCUGAUCAAACUGCUUUCGGAAAUGAUGGAUGGGAACCGGAUCCUUAUAUUCCUGGAGACGAAAAAAGGAUGUGAUCAGGUCACACGGCAGCUGAGAAUGGAUGGAUGGCCAGCUCUAUCCAUCCAUGGUGAUAAAAACCAGGCUGAAAGGGACUGGGUUCUGGCUGAGUUCAAAAGUGGUAGAAGUCCUAUAAUGACUGCCACUGAUGUAGCUGCACGUGGUCUUGAUGUGAAAGACAUAAAAUGUGUGAUCAAUUAUGAUUUCCCGUCGAGCCUUGAAGAUUAUGUUCACAGGAUUGGACGAACUGGCCGUGCAGGUGCUAAAGGAACUGCAUUUACCUUUUUUACGCAUGCAAAUGCCAAGUUUGUGAAGGAUCUAAUUAAGAUCCUACAAGAAUCUGGCCAGAUUGUGAAUCCGGCAUUGGCUGCCUUAGCCCGUUCGGGUGGAUAUGGUGGAGGAGGGUCAGGGGGGAACUUCCGCUCCAGGGGCCGAGGAGGAGGGGGAGGAGGAGGUUUUGGUAACCGAGCUUUGAUUUCAGGUUCCAAUACUAUCCCUCUUGGGUCAAAGAGGCCGUGGUAGUCUCUAUUUUAUGGCUGCCAUAGACUGAAGAACUAACCAGUGUAUGUAAGAUAGAAUUCACUCUUAUGUUAUGUUCCAUAGUUCCAUCUUGGAAAUCUUCAGAAAUGAUCAACCUGCUACAUUGAGGUCAUCUUUCUCUGGAAUGUUUAUGUUCAUUUUUUGGCUAAUGAAGGUCCGCAUAAUCGCCUGAACUUAAAUUUGUAGAUUCA
Molecule: messenger RNA, 2507 nt
Organism: Telopea speciosissima
Lineage: Eukaryota; Viridiplantae; Streptophyta; Magnoliopsida; Proteales; Proteaceae
Product: DEAD-box ATP-dependent RNA helicase 20-like
Exons: 10
Coding region: 184-2298 (704 amino acids)
Molecular function (GO): ATP binding; RNA binding; RNA helicase activity
Source: RefSeq, a predicted model, not a curated record